UGGAGUUUUGCGAGCCUGGCAAGUGGGAAGAAAUGGAGGAUCAAACCACUGCUCUCAGGGAAGUGUUUGGUGAAUCAUCAUCAGAAAGCGAAGACAACGAGCAACAAAUAGUUGCAGAUACGGCAGACUACGGCGACGUGGAAUCUCCGUCAACUGUCUGUGAUCAUAAUCUUAGAUGGGAGGGAAUCGAGGGAGUCAAUGGAUUGUGGUUGUGCAGAGAUUUCCUCUCUCCUCAUCAACAGUCCACAUUGCUUUCCGCUAUUCAAGCCGAAGGCUGGUUCAAUGAAGCCCCUCACAAUCAGGCAAUGAGGUUUGGGGAUCUUCCUGCAUGGGCAACUGAAAUUUGUAGUUCUAUUCGUGAGGUGGUGCUAUUUGGUGAUCACAUUUCUCAACCCAUGGACUUGUCAAAUUUUGAUGGGGACAAGGAGGCCAAUGUCUUGGCAUCAAAUUUAUUGUGGAGGGAACCACUAUUUGAUCAACUAAUUGUAAAUGUAUACCAAGCAGGUGAGGGGAUAUGUGCGCACACUGAUCUAAUGCGCUUUGAAGACGGGAUUGCCAUUGUCUCCCUAGAAUCAUCAUGUGUGAUGCAUUUCAGCCGAGCGGGAGAAGAGUGUGAUGGACAGGGAAAAGAGAAGGAAAACCACAAGGAAAAAGUUCCUGUUUUCCUGACUCCGGGCUCUCUAGUUCUAAUGUCAGGAGAAGCUCGCUAUCUGUGGAAGCACGAGAUAAAUCGGAAGCCAGGGUUUCAGGUAUGUGAAGGGCAGGAAUUAAUUCAGAAGAGAAGAACCUCCAUAACAUUCAGGAAGCUUUGUCAGGUUGAGUAGCAUGCUUAGCCUCACACUGGGGACUACUGCAUUUUGUAUUGUUUUCAUCAAUUACCUACCAUGAAUUUGUGCUUAUCAAAGCAAUUAACAUUUAGCAGUUUGUUAUCAGAAUAGAAGUUUUUAACUCCA
Molecule: messenger RNA, 953 nt
Organism: Tripterygium wilfordii
Lineage: Eukaryota; Viridiplantae; Streptophyta; Magnoliopsida; Celastrales; Celastraceae
Product: alkylated DNA repair protein alkB homolog 8
Exons: 4
Coding region: 33-824 (263 amino acids)
Biological process (GO): fatty acid metabolic process; DNA damage response
Cellular component (GO): mitochondrial matrix
Source: RefSeq, a predicted model, not a curated record